Molecule: messenger RNA, 413 nt
Organism: Pseudovirgaria hyperparasitica
Lineage: Eukaryota; Fungi; Ascomycota; Dothideomycetes; Acrospermales; Acrospermaceae
Exons: 1
Coding region: 42-356 (104 amino acids)
Source: RefSeq, a predicted model, not a curated record
CAUUACUCACUCCUCAGGCUCGAAAACAUCACCCCAAAGAUAUGCUUCGUCUAAAUUACACGACAGUUAAAUGCCCUAAGCGCAUCUUUCGCUCCCAUCAUCAAGACGACAACGAUUCGAAUUCUAGCGCAGCGAUCCCGCUAGCUAGCUCAGGACAAGGUUCCGUCCGAUGCGGCCCUAUCGUCACCAAACUCCCGUAUUGCCGUGAACCAUGCCAGUUUUUGAUCGUCAUCGUGUUUUCCGUAAUCGAUCGCUCACCUUGGGUGUUUCUAUUAUGGAUAGUCAUAGUAGCGUACCUUACGACGCAAAGAAUAAACACAACGCUAUCUAGAUUUAUCUCAACCCACGUGAAUUAAGAACCCUCGAGGGGUCUAACCAGCUAGCACUGCCAGAAAUAGAGUUCGACAAUUACA